AUGCUCACGGCUCGUUUUCGGAUAAGAAGCAUUAUUUUGUCUGGCGGCAGACUUUUAUCAACCGAAGCUUCAAAAUGUUCUGAUAUGCCCAUCGACAUACCAAAUCCAUACAAAAGCAAACCACGACAAUGUUUUAUCUGCAAAAAUAACAUUGACUUAGAUUACAAGAAUGUUCAACUUUUAUCUCAAUUUGUGUCCCCAUACACUGGUCGAGUUUAUGGUCGACAUAUAACAGGUCUUUGCAUCCCAAUGCAAAAGCGCGUUUCACAGCUUAUUGAAAGGGCCCGUUUUAUGGCCCAUGAAAUGAAGGAAACGGUAUUCUUUGACGAUCCUAAUAUCCUCCAAAACAAACGCUCGACCUAA
Rodentolepis nana is the source of this 363-nucleotide messenger RNA. The record is from the annotation of a GenBank genome assembly. NCBI's taxonomy places the organism in Eukaryota, Metazoa, Platyhelminthes, Cestoda, Cyclophyllidea, Hymenolepididae.